AAGAUCACAGUGCCUUGUUUGCACGUUCUCCAUUUUUGCAUUAUUUUAAUGUCAUGUAUGCGCUUAUAAAAUGAGGGGUCUCCUUCUCCUUCUCCAUCUCCAUCUCCAUCUCCAUCUCCAUCUCCAUCUCCAUAGCAGAGAAAAAAGCAAAAGAAUAAUAACAAUAAUCUGAGAAUAUCAAUUUUCUUUUCAAUGGCGGGUUUGAAGGUUCACGGUCCUCCAUUUUCCACAUGCCUCAUGAGAGUUGUGGCUUGCCUCUACGAGAAGGACCUCCAGUUUGAGCUUGUGCAUGUUGAUUUCAACACCCGCCAGCAGAAGACCCAACCUUUUCUCUCCCUCAAUCCGUUUGGUCAAGUCCCAGCCUUUGAAGACGGAGACCUCAAGCUCUUUGAAUCAAGGGCAAUAACGCAGUACAUAGCACACGAGUACGAGAGUGCUGGGACUCAGUUGGUUUGUGCCGACUCGAAAAAGAUGGCCAUCGUAGGGGUGUGGACAGAGGUGGAGGCCCACCAGUUCAACCCCGCGGCAGCUCGACUCACAACUGAGCUACUUGUCAAGCCAGCGCGAGGUGUGGCUACCGACUCAGUUGCGGCGGAGGAGAAUGGGUCAAAGCUAGCUAAGGUUCUAGAUGUGUACGAGGCUCGGCUGGCUCAAUCCAAGUACCUAGCUGGGGAUUGUUUCAGCUUGGCUGAUCUGCACCACCUCCCCUGCCUUCACUACUUGAUGGGGACACGUGUGAAGGAGCUAUUCGAGUCGCGCCCCCAUGUAAGUGCGUGGUGUGCCGAUAUUCUAGCUCGACCGGCUUGGUCAAAGGUCCUCGCAUUGCAAAAGAAGGCAUAAUCGAAAAAUAUUUUACACUGACGAUUCUUCCAUAGAACAUUUGAAAUCCUCUAAUUACAAGAUAUUAUGAUUUUUGAACCUUCACGUUAUAAUUCGGUAUUCUAUACCGAACCAUAUCUCAUACUCGUGUGAGUUAAAGUCCUAACAUAGCAUCUUGCAGUUGUCAAGUUUCAAAUUUUAUGGGGAGAAAUUAUCUUUUAAAGUAUUUUUUUUUUCUUUUUUCAAUCUUAGUAAGUGAAUAAUGGUGGUGGGGCUUGUAUGAACGCACCUAACAAUAAUAAUUUCCUUUCUUGAGGAUGUUGUGGCUGAAGAA
Molecule: messenger RNA, 1153 nt
Organism: Malania oleifera
Lineage: Eukaryota; Viridiplantae; Streptophyta; Magnoliopsida; Santalales; Ximeniaceae
Product: glutathione S-transferase-like
Exons: 3
Coding region: 193-840 (215 amino acids)
Cellular component (GO): cytoplasm
Molecular function (GO): glutathione transferase activity; glutathione binding
Source: RefSeq, a predicted model, not a curated record